GUUGAAUCAAAAGUUAAUAGUAUAACAAAAAGGUCAGAUUUUUCAUAUAUUAUUGAUAGUAUACCUAUUCUUAAUUCUGAGGUUAAUGAAUAUGGUCAACAGAGUCAACCUCCAACCUAUGGAUACAAUAAUGGUCAAGGUCAUGUAAACAGCGCAGUAGGAAAAAACUGGAAUAAAGAACCAAGGUUUCAAGAUUUAUGGGCGACCAUUUUGUUUCUCAUUCAAUUUGUUGGGUUUCUUGCAUUAAGCUAUGUUGGAAUAAAGACGAUAUUAAACAAAAAUAAAUUGUCAAACUCAAAUCCCGCCGAUGACGAUAAUGAUAUUAUUAAGGGUAUUAAAUUGGAUACUAAUAGCAUAGUAUUACUUGUAGUUGCGGGAAUUUUCGGAUUUUUUUUAAGUUUACUAUACAUGGCUUUAAUGCAAAAAUUCCCAAAACCUCUUAUAAAAAUCACUUUAUAUCUCUCAAUUGCAACUUAUUUUAUUGCUGCUGCUAUUUAUGGUUAUGUUGGACAAAUCAUAUUGGCGGUUAUGUUUGCAAUUUUUGGAGUAAUUUAUUUGAUUUGUGCUUUUACAUGGCGUGAUAGAAUUCCAUUUGCAGCUAUUUUGUUAGAAACCAUUACUACGCUUACAAAAAAAUACUAUGGUACGAUAAUAAUGGGGUUUGCAGGUUUAAUAGUUCAAGUAGGAUGGUCAAUUUGGUGGGCAUUGACUGUAAUUGGAGCAUUCGAUAAAUUUUUUGAAUCGAGCGGAUGUGAAGAAACAACACCAAACAAUAAAGGAAUACGUGGAUUUAAUUGUAAAGAUCCGUAUUUAUAUAUUGUCUUGUUAUUUUUAGUAUUCAAUUUCUAUUGGACUAGUCAGGUUAUAAAAACUGUUGUUCAUGUUACCGAUUCUGGAGUAUUUGCUACUUAUUAUUUCCUCGAUGGCACCGCUCAAGGUGUAGGCAACUCCCCAACCUUAAGCGCACUAAAACGUGCUUGUACUACUUCAUUCGGUAGUAUCUGUUUCGGUAGUUUGAUUAUUGCGAUUCUUAAUACUAUAAAAGCUAUCCUUCGUAGCGUUGCGAACAGUAAUGAUGAUGCGUGUGGAUUUGUUGCUGCUUGUUUCGCCUGUUUAUUAGCUUGGAUUGAAAAUCUUGUAGAAUAUUUCAAUCAUUAUGCUUACGUUGAAGUCGCGAUAUACGGUAAAUCAUACUGUCAUGCUGCAAAAGAUACUUGGAAAUUAAUAAAGAAUCGUGGUGUUGAAGCCAUCAUUAAUGAUAAUCUCAUUGGAAAUGUACUCACAAUGGGGGCUAUAUUUAUUGGUGUUCUUUGUGCAUUAUUUGGUUACGGUUAUAUUAGUCUAUUCCUUAAAGACAUGAAAGAUAAUGGAACAUUAACUUUGAUCCUUGUUGUAAUUUGCUUUAUCCUUGGUUUGAUGAUGACGAUCGUUGUUACGGAUGCUAUUGAUUCUGGUGUUGCAACUACAUUUGUUGCUUUGGCUGAAGAUCCUGAUGCAUUAAGGCGAACUAAACCAAUAUUAUUUGAGAGAAUUCGACGUGAAUGGCCCUCG
Funneliformis geosporum is the source of this 1551-nucleotide messenger RNA. The record is from the annotation of a GenBank genome assembly. NCBI's taxonomy places the organism in Eukaryota, Fungi, Glomeromycota, Glomeromycetes, Glomerales, Glomeraceae.